Messenger RNA from Gadus morhua (Atlantic cod), 3209 nucleotides. RefSeq names its product neuralized E3 ubiquitin protein ligase 1B (gene neurl1b). Gene Ontology annotation, cellular component: early endosome. The record is from RefSeq and is a predicted model, not a curated record. The coding region runs from base 252 to 2069 and encodes 605 amino acids. The transcript has 6 exons. Gene Ontology annotation, molecular function: ubiquitin protein ligase activity. Gene Ontology annotation, biological process: ubiquitin-dependent endocytosis. Lineage: Eukaryota; Metazoa; Chordata; Actinopteri; Gadiformes; Gadidae.
GCAAAUCGCUCUGAGAGCCCUUAGAUCUGCCUGGUAGUCGCAGCGACAUGGGGUUAAGAUAAGAGGAGUGUGUCUACAUGCUUCAGAGCGAAGACCCAGCGCAAACGAAAGGGAUUGGUACUCAGGUUGAAAGGGUAGCCUACUAGCCUACAUUUUCAUCCCGCCGUGUGUAAAGGGGAUACAUACAUAGAUGGACAGAGCGUUGAAUUCCAAAUUAACUUGCCAACCGGUGCGAGGAAUUGGUGGAUAUAAUGGGGAAUACGACACCUAAGCCUUUUGUAGAUGCGACCCUACAUCACCGCCCAGUGGCCAAGAGGCAGUACUACAUCCUUCCCAACAGCGGAUCGAGUGUGGAGAGACGGACCCCUGCUCCUCCUGCCAGCCUCAGCCUCGAGUCGCCGCGCUUCCACCCCCACGCCAAGGGCAAGAACGUCCGUCUGGACGGGCAGCUACGGCGCGCCACCCGCAAAAACAGCUUCUGUAAUGGCAUCACCUUCAGCCACAGACCCGUGCGUCUGUACGAGAAGGUGCGUCUGCGUCUCAGCGGCGUGCACACGGGCUGGAGUGGCGCUCUGCGCUUUGGCUUCACCAGCCUGGACCCAAGCGAGCUGUCCUCGGCGGAAAUCCCCAAGUACGCAUGCCCCGACCUGGUGACGCGGCACGGGUACUGGGCCAAGGCCCUGCCUGAGAGGCUGGCCCAGAAGGACAACGUCCUCUCCUUCUGGGCCGACCGCCACGGCAGGGUGUUCUACAGCAUCAACGAAGGGGAGCCCAUCCUCUUCCACUGCGGGCUGAGUAUCGGCUGCCCGCUGUGGGCCAUUGUCGACAUCUACGGGAUCACGCAGGAGGUCACGUUACUCGAGAGCACGUUUGCAGAGAGUGUGGCGUCCAGCUGUCUGUCUGCGGCGCGCCUCAGCGCCUACCUGCCCCAGAGCAGCCACGACUCGGCCAACUACAACAACAACCAGCUGGAGCACAACCAGGCGGCCGCCGCCAAGAUCGCGACCCUGCAGCUCAGCGGCUACAGCCAGCUCACCCCCUGCGGCUCCUCCUCCACCUCCAGCUCCUCCACCUCCACCCCCGUCACUACCUCCUCCUCCUCCACCUCCUCCUCCUCCACCUCCAGCCCGCUCUCCGCCAGCUCCGCCGCCUCCUCCUCCGCCUCCCCCGGCGGCCCCCGCCCGGCCAAACCGGGCCUCCCCUUGGUGCUGGACAACGGCCUGCACUUCCACCUGGUGCGCGGCUCCGACGUCGUCCUGUCGGCCGACCGCUCGGCCGCCUGCAUCCACUUCCUGGACAGCAGCCGCACGCUGGUGUUCGGCGACCGGCCGCUGCACGUGGACGAGACGGUGUACGUGGAGGUGGGCCACCUGGGCCUGCCCUACUUCGGGGCGCUGCUGUUCGGCCUGACGUCCUGCGACCCGGCAGGCCUCCACGCCGGCGAGCUGCCCGCCGACCCCCAGCUGCUGCUGGAGCGCAAGGAGUACUGGGCGGUGCACCGCGGCGUGCCCGUGCCCUGCUCCGGGGACGUGCUCAGCUUCACGCUGCGCGCCGACGGGGAGGUGCACCACGGGGUGAACGGGGCGCGGCGCGGCCGUCUGCUCUGCGUCGACGCGUCGCAGGUGCUCUGGGCGUUCUUCACCCUGCACGGCGCCAUCAACCGGCUGCGUAUACUGGGGACUCUCCAGUCUUCCCCUCUCUCCGUGUCUCCCAGUGGCUCUCCGAGCAGCGGCCCAGAUGACAGUGAUUCAGACCUGGCUUUCAGUGUCAACAGAUCCUCGUCUGCCUCCGAGUCCUCACUGGGUGCGUGGCUGAAACCCGUCACGGCCCCCAGCUCCCCUCUAAGCCCCCCGGUGUCUCCCAGCCUCUCCGCUCCAGAGCUGCCGCUGCCGGGGAAGAGCGGGGAGUGCACGGUGUGCUUCGACCAGGACGUGGACACGGUCAUCUACACCUGUGGACACAUGUGUCUGUGCCACGAGUGUGGGCUGAAGCUCAAGAGACAGAUGAACGCCUGCUGCCCUAUCUGCCGCAGGCCCAUCAAAGAUGUCAUCAAGACGUAUCGGCCCUGAUUAUGCAAUACGACUUGAACUUAUUUUUACCCCAUGGUGGGAUGGUGGAUGCCUUGAUGCUGCAAGCUUCCCUGUCUCCUGUUUGUUUCUCAGGCUUUGAGGAUUUAAAAAUACAAACUUGAAGAGAUCCACAACAUGCCACGAUUGUGCCUUUAGUUUUGAAAUCAAUGAUUUCAACAUUGCAACAAUUGAAGCGACUGGUCUGUGUGUUGAUCCAUAAAGGCAAGCGUGUUGCUUCUAUUGUGAGCCAGAACAUUGUUGAGGCUAACUUUAGCAAAGAAGGCUACCCACUAUGCCCAGCCUUGGAUCUGAUCUCUCCUGCUGUGCUUAUUUUCUAUUUUCUUUCUGUGCGUAGGCUGAAAAGGAGAUGGCCUGCAAUGAAUAUUUAGUUCUCAAGUUAUUUUUCACCCAGUUUGUUCCUUUUAGUUUAUUUUUUGUUAAUAGAUGUUACAGCACAUGAAUACAGCUAUAGUGUAUGUAUAGUGUAUAAUGUAUAUAUAUAGUACCACAUAUAGUGUUUGACUUAAAGUGCCUUAGACAUUUGUCCAUUUGCAGACGUAUUACUUUAAAGAAAAUCUAUAGCUACAGCAAGCUAUAUAUUUUAAAUGGUCCAUUGGUGACACACAAAAUGUGUUGUGUGGUGAGUAAAUGUAUCGGGAAUGGGAAGAAAGCAGGAAUUUAAUUAAUUUUUGUUUGGUAAGUAAGACAAACAUUUUGAAAAUUAAAAAGAAAUUCAAAAUGCCUAUAUUAAUAUUGCAUAUAUAUUAAUUCUUUAAUCCAGAUCUGAGAAGUGUUUUUACUCUUUUGGUGCCUUAAAUGUCUUGUGAUGUAUUGUUUGAGGAUAAUAACUCUGAAGACCCUCCAAGAAAUCUUUUUUCAUGCACUGAAAGACUUUGUCAUACAUAAAGUCAUAAAGUCACUGAAAGACUAUGUAUUUCUGGCAUGACACAAGGUUGGGAUUAUAGAGUACAUUAAGAGUUUAUGUUCUCUACUGAUUAAAACUAACUUUUUUUUCUGUGUGGAUAAAAAAACAUGGGUUUGAAGACGGGUUCAUCUUAACUGGUGGGAACUAUGUAGGCUUGAUGUCGCCAUUUUUAUUUCUACAACUUAAAUUGAAUAAAUACAAAAUUAGAAUAUUGA